AUGCUCGAUCUCGGUGCAUACGACAGCAGCAGCGAGGAAGAAGAUACACAAGCACCCCUCCAAUCAAAGCAGACUACAACUCAACAGCCCAUUGCCCCGGCGCAGAUCGAUCAGACAGACAAAGCCCAGCUGUCUGAAUUGAAUGCGCAAAAGCAAGAACAACAGCCUAUUCCCGAAAGCAAAUCUCCAAGUGGUCCCGUUCUCGGUCCUGCAUCGGGACCAGCACCGCCACCCCUCGACAGCGCGCAAUUGCCAAACAACCAACCCAGUGGUCCCUCUUCACCAUACUCAACAUCCCGAGCUCUGGUCCAAGACCUCACCCUUCCCCCUGUACCCAACAUGGAUAUCCCACCUUCACCUCCAGGCUCUCCGAAUCCCGCAGCAAAUGCCAAGUUCGAGCACUUCCUCUCUCUCAAGAAACAAGGCGUCCACUUCAAUUCGAAACUAGCCAGCUCGUCUUCUCUCAAGAACCCCAGCCUUCUAAAGAAGAUGAUGGAACAUGCCGGCAUCAACGAACAAUCGCAAUAUAACACGUCGCUAUCAACAGAGCUGUGGGAUCCUUCCAGUCUGCCCGAGUGGGGCUUUAAAGAGGAGCUCCUCAGAGUGCAGCAAGAUGCUCGGCAGAAAUUAGACGAAAAGAAUGCGGCUGGUCAAAGGUCAUCUGUUGAGUUUGUUUCUGGAUCAGGCGCGAAAUGA
Molecule: messenger RNA, 696 nt
Organism: Penicillium manginii
Lineage: Eukaryota; Fungi; Ascomycota; Eurotiomycetes; Eurotiales; Aspergillaceae
Product: HCNGP domain-containing protein
Exons: 3
Coding region: 1-696 (231 amino acids)
Biological process (GO): regulation of DNA-templated transcription
Cellular component (GO): nucleus
Source: RefSeq, a predicted model, not a curated record